Messenger RNA from Gigantopelta aegis, 6291 nucleotides. RefSeq lists its product as uncharacterized. Gene Ontology annotation, molecular function: calcium ion binding. The record is from RefSeq and is a predicted model, not a curated record. The coding region runs from base 1 to 6291 and encodes 2096 amino acids. NCBI's taxonomy places the organism in Eukaryota, Metazoa, Mollusca, Gastropoda, Neomphalida, Peltospiridae. The transcript has 40 exons.
AUGGAUUACAUUAAAGUUAUAGUGCUGUCAAAUCCUUUUGGUACAAGUGGUGCUAGAUGUGAGACUAACGUGAAUGACUGUCGACCAGGCGUGUGUGGAGAACAUGGUCUCUGUGUCGACCAGCUCAAUGGAUUCAACUGUACCUGCCUUUCAUCCUUCAGUGGAGACCGGUGUGAGACCAGGAUUCAGAGUGUGUGUGAAAGGUCCCCGUGUUCCAAUGGUGGAGUUUGUACAGACAUCAACCAGUACUGGAGGAAAUGUGAUUGUCCUGUUGGGUUUUUUGGCUCUUCCUGUGGGAAUCAAAUAGAUAUGUGCAAGUCGUCUCCCUGUCAGAAUGGAGCCUCGUGUAUUAAUGUGGCUGGAGGGUUUGACUGUGUCUGUAACGAUGGUUUCACUGGUGACACCUGUGAGUCCCCACUCAGAACGUGUGCUGCGACAGGCUGCGGAAACUCUGUCAACUGUGUCAACGAUCCCAUCACAGGCUUACCAAGAUGUCUGUGUAACCAUGGUUACAGUCUUGGCUUGUACUGCCAAUACAAAGUCCAGACACAAACUACAGUUAACUCCCAGACUGCUACCAUUCUGAACAAUGUAGCAGAGACGGACUGUAUGCGACGGGUGGAGUCUGGAGCUGUGGACAGUUAUGUUGGUUUUGUGUACAAUAUCACAGCUAGAUCGUGUUCACUGUUAACCAGUGACCAGAGUCUGCAGUCCACACAAGCGGACAACUGUUGUCGAGUUUACACCAAACUGUGUUCGCACCAAGUCGAUGAUUUUUGGACACCAUGGUACAACACCAACAGACCUACUGUGGCUGGACAUGAUGUAGAAACAAGAAGUAGUCUGUUAACUAUUGGGAUUGAAGUAUGUAAAAGGACUCUUCCCCUGAGUGCUGAGUGUCGAAUACAGGGUGAUGUUUCAGCUUCGUUUGACAAGCGUGUGUGUAGUCUGGAUGGGCUGAAUUGUACUGCUGGAGUUCACACCGCAAAUUUCGCACCAUGCCCAGAUUUUGAAGUCCGCUUUCAGUGUUCUGUAACCAGAGUCUUCCAGAAUAAAAAGUGUACUAUGCUCGCCACGUGUGCUGAACAGGGUAAUCCAUGUGAGAAUGGAGGAAGUUGUGAAGACGUUGUUGGUGGAUUCCGUUGCAGCUGUCUCCCGGGCUAUACCGGCCAGCGUUGUCAACAUAGUGUUGAUGACUGCGCUGGACAGCCAUGUCACAAUGGUAACCUGUGUGAGGAGAAUGUUGAUGACUGUAAUCCCAAGCCAUGCGAUGUUGCUGGUUCUGUCCGGUGUAUUGACGGAGCCAACAGCUAUACCUGUGACUGUAAAACUGGAUACACCGGCAAAAACUGUUCUUCUGUGAUCAAUGAGUGUGAGAGUGAGCCGUGUCUUCAUGGUGGAACAUGUCUUGAUAAUCUCGGUGGUUUCAUGUGCGACUGUAUUCCUGGGUGGACGGGUCAGCACUGUGACAUCCUCGUCAACAGGUGUACACAGAACUCGUGUCCAAACGGAGCUGAGUGUGUUCCACUAUUCAAUGAUUUUACUUGCACGUGCAACUCUUACUCAUUCGGUCCAGUGUGUGAGAGGAUUCCCAGCCUGUGUCAGGUGGCUAACCCAUGUGUCAAACCAACUGUCUGCUACAUCGUCAACAGCACAGAUGCUGCAUGUACCUGCCCUGCAGACAAAGCAGGUGAUGGAUGCCAUUUAUUUAUUGAUAAUUCUUGUACCAACUCUCUCUGUCAAAAUGGCGGCACGUGUAAGCGAACGGCAGAUGCUGAUGUUCUGUGUUCCUGUUCCACAGGAUUCACAGGUAGAAGAUGUGAAACGAGAAUUAAAUAUUGUCAGAACGUUGUGUGUCCAGGCAACUCUACGUGUUUUGAGGGGGUUGACAGACACUUUUGUCGAUGUCCUCUAGGGAAGGCAACACCUGACUGUACUGACGAUAUUGACAUAGACUAUGACAUCUGCUUCAAGUCAUCAGUGAACGGAGGAAGUGCAUAUCUGCCGUAUGCCAUACCCGCCACCUGGACAGAUGGGCUCAGUGUCUCCAUGUGGUUCAAGUUUUCCACUGCGGGAUCAGUGGGGACCUUCCUCAGUCUCUAUGAAACACGAAGUCCUGGUUUUCUGUCCUCUCUGAAGAAGCUAUUCUAUGUCAAUGAAAAGGGACUGUAUGCCUACUUCAGUGACACGGAAGAGUUUCUCCCGUUCCUUGAUAACUCCACCAAGUCGAGCGAUGGGAUGUGGCACAAUCUGGCUGUGUCUUGGCAGAGAAAUACCGGAACUCUUAGUCUUAUUCUUGAUAACGUUGUACAGAAGCAACUAGUUAACUAUGCUCCUGGCAGAAUACUUUCUAAAGAAAUUUGGCUUUCUCUUGGCUCACAUUCUCUACCGUCUGAACCCCGGUCCAGUUUGUUUGUUGGUUGUAUAUCUCAAGUAAAUGUCUACAGUCGAUUUGUAGACUUUCUGCUGGAAGACCGCGGUCUUGUAAACAACCCCAAAACUGUAUUCAGCAACAGUAUCGUGUUGCGAUGGUCUGAACAUUUGACUGCUGGUAACACCCAGAUUGUGCGACCAUCCAGUGCACGUCGCAAUUCAUGUCCUUCAGGAUUUAGUGAUCCACCUGGCUGUACAACAGUUGUCAGAGAGACGACUGCUUUAAGGGUGAAAUCGUGCCCCAGUAACAUGUUCAAGGAAAGUCUGACCCCAAAGACAUUUGUCACCUGGACAGAGCCUCAGUUUGAUGGAGCAGUGAUAGUGAAAUCUAACUACAAAUCAGGUGCAGUCAUGUCCCAGGGCCAUCAUGUUGUGGUGUACGAGGCUAAAGAUGAGAGUGGAAAUGCUGUCACUUGUACCUUCACUGUUUAUAUUACAGCUGACUUCUGCCCUGACUUGGAUGACCCUAGAGGGGGAGGAAACGAGACGUGUUUCAAAGAACAAGGAGAUGUGCCAUUUACUGUGUGUACCGUGGGUUGUCGCGGUAACACGUCAGUGCUGGUUGACCCAACACCACAGUACUUCACUUGUGGGCCGUCUGGUGCCUGGAACUCUCUAUCACAGACCGACGGACUGUAUCCACCCUGUGGAAGAGUGGUUGGUCGGGCGAGGGCCGAUGUGGACGUCUCUGUCUCGUACUUUACGACAGGAGUCAGCUGUGGUGAUCUGGAGUUUGUGAUGAAGCAGCGAGUGCCGCGAAGUCUGAGCAACUUGGAUAUGUGUCAGACCGACAACUGUAGCAAUGUCACUAUUCAAGUUGACUGCAGCAAGCCACCCAGUAUCAGUCUGGCAGUUCACAUCAACAACGCUUCAUCAGAAAUCCAGAGUGGUGCUAACAUACUCCCAGUUGAAAAGAUUUUAAUUAAAGCAGUUCUUGAUGAAAAUAUUUUCACAUACCAGCUGACCAACACGGAAACAAAACCUGAUCCGAACUCAUUGGAUAUUCAUGUGGUACUGAGGUGUGACACUGGCCAGGUUGUCGUGAAAAAACUCUGUGUGCAGUGCGGUCCGGGAACUUUCUUCAACAGUGCGACCAAACACUGUGAUAACUGUCCAGAAGGAAGAUUCCAAGCAAACUUAGGAGCUCUUAACUGCGAGGCUUGCCCACUGGGGAAGACAACUGACAGUGUUGGUGCCAUCUCUGCAGAUUCAUGUUAUGCGAUCUGUCCUGCUGGUAAAUUCUUCAACACUACAAGUAACCAGUGUGAAUCGUGUCCUGUUGGGUUUUAUCAGAAUGUGUCGGGAUCAUUUUCGUGUAAACCCUGUCCUCUCGGCACAGUUAAUUUCCAACCAGCAGCAGCAACAGUCAGUCUUUGUGUUGAUGUGUGUCCCAGUGGCAGUCAGCUUGAGUUUACUGGUGGGUGUGAGGUCUGCCCUGUGGGGACGUACAGACAUGUUACUGAUGGCCCAUUUUGUAGGAACUGUCCUGAAGGUCUGACCACUGCUGAGCCAGGAGCUGUGAAUUCUUCAAUAUGCUUUACUACACAGUGUGUUCGGGGAUAUCACUUGAGCAGUGUGACAAAAGUGUGUGAGAAAUGUCCAUUGGGUACGUACCAGCCAUUAGCAAACCAGACAGACUGUGUGAGUUGUCCUCCUGGAAAAACUACAGACGAUACUGGAAGUACUGGACAAAACCAGUGUGUUGAUAUAGCUCAGUGUGUUGCUGGAUAUCAACUAAACACCGUGAAGAAUGUGUGUGAGAAAUGUCCCGUGGGUACGUACCAGCCUUCACCAAACCAGACCCACUGUGUGAGUUGUCUUACUGGAAAAACUACAGAGGAUACUGGAAGUACUGGAAAAAAACAGUGUAUUGUUCCAGAGUCCUGUCCACUAGGCGAGGAACGAGUCUCAGGAUCGUGUCAGGACUGUGCUGUUGGUUUCUACAAAAACACCACCCUGCCGUCCAGAACAUGUCAGCCAUGCCCUGCAGGCUAUGUGACAUUGCAAACAGGAUCCACAUCAAUUAAUGACUGCUCUAUAAGAAUCUGUUCUGCUGGCUACAAGGUGAUCGACAUUGCUGGUGGUGGGAAGGACUGUGAAGCCUGCCAGCGUGGAGAGUAUCAGCCAUUACAACAUCAACCCUCGUGUCUGCCGUGUCCUGCUGGGCACACGACGCCAACCACAGCUUCAACUUCAAACAGCCAGUGUCAAAAAUUUUGCCAGUCUGGUGAAGAACUUGUAUCAGGAAACUGUGUUGUUUGUCAGCGUGGUUAUUACAGAGAUAUCACUGAGGGCACGUUUCUGCCAUGCAAGCCCUGCCCUUCAGAAUUUAUUACCAAACAAACUGGUUCCAAGUCAUUAGCAGAUUGUACUGUCAAAAACUGUUCUGCUGGAACGUACCUGGAUGAACAAUCCAAUACAUGUGUGCCUUGUUCAGUAGGAUUCUACCAGCCAGACUCUUGGCAGACAGAGUGUGUGCAGUGUCUACCUGGUACUUCUACUAAGGACGUUCAGGCUACCAGUUCUACUGACUGCAUAUUGGUCUGUCCGGCGGGCUCUCAGGUUCAAUCAGGAACGUGUCAACCAUGUCCAGUGGGUUUUUACAAACACCAGGAUGGUUUUCUGCCCUGCACACCCUGUCCUGGUGAAUUCAGGACAGCGACCUCUGGUGCCAAGAGUGCAGAUGAUUGUAACAUAGUGGGAUGCUCACCUGGAUCCUACCUGCAUGUCAAUAAUUCUUGUUUACCGUGUCCCACUGGGGAGUAUCAGCCCAACAAGUGGCAGGAUUCCUGUACACCGUGCAACUCGGGUAGCACCACGUCCACUCAAGGCUCAGUUAAUGCCAGUCAAUGUGUCGUGAUCUGUGAUGACGGUUUGGGUUACAAUGCUGCCAUUGAUUCCUGUAAGUCAUGUGAUAUCGGAUUCUAUCGUAACAAGACCACGGAUGGACCACUUUGUAAACCCUGUCCUGCAGACAAGAUAUCUCAAAUAGGAGCUGUCAACUUGGCUGACUGUGACAUAGCAAACUGCACGCGUCCUGGUCAGUACCGAAACAUUAUGACUAACAGGUGUGAAGACUGCCCUAUAGGAUCGUACCAGAAUCAGAAGUGGAUGGAGCAGUGUGUGCCGUGUCAGAAAGGCUUGACCACCAAGAUCACUGCUGCUACAUCUUCAAGUGACUGUUACCGUGACUGUCCUUCGGGUCAACAGGUCAUCGAACUGACCAACGUCUGCACAGCUUGUCUUAAAGGAACCUACAGGAAGAGGCUUUCCACGUGGACCUGUCAGCCCUGUCUAUCAAAAUUUACAACCAAUGGGACGGGAGCCAUCGAUGAAAGCCAGUGCAUGAUAGCUCUUUGUGACGUGGGUAAUGGCUACAACACACAGUCGAAAACCUGCGAACCCUGUCCUAUCGGAACCUACCAGAAUACAAAGAAUGAGCCCAGUUGUCUCCCCUGUCCAAAUAACACGACCACACUUUCAGUAGGAACAAUCAAUCCAUCAGACUGCACUUCUCUGUGCACUACAGGGAAACAUAACUGUACCUCUAACACAGUCUGUGUAGAUAUUUCUGCUUCUCCUGGGUUUGAUUGUCAGUGUAAACCUGGAUUCACGGGUUCUCCACGGUGUAAACAUGUGUGUGAGAUUCCCGAUUACUGUCAGAAUGGUGGUACAUGUCGUAGGGACUCUAAUCCACUGUGUGAGUGCACAGCAUCGUAUGAAGGAGACCGAUGCCAGAUUCCAAAAUUGGUGGAUGUGGUCAGCUCGGACAUGAUUGUUGGGAUCGUGGUCGGCAUUACCGCAUUCCUGCUGAUCUGUAUUCUCAUUCUCGUUGGAGUCAUCACAGCCCACAGGUGA